Molecule: messenger RNA, 2869 nt
Organism: Callithrix jacchus (white-tufted-ear marmoset)
Lineage: Eukaryota; Metazoa; Chordata; Mammalia; Primates; Cebidae
Gene: PTGDR2
Product: prostaglandin D2 receptor 2
Biological process (GO): phospholipase C-activating G protein-coupled receptor signaling pathway; positive regulation of cytosolic calcium ion concentration; inflammatory response
Cellular component (GO): plasma membrane
Molecular function (GO): G protein-coupled receptor activity; complement receptor activity
Source: RefSeq, a predicted model, not a curated record
CAGCCUCCCUCUGCUGCCUCUGCCUGCCUGCUGCCUCUUGUCUAGCUGCUGUCAGGAGCUGACGGCCACCAGGGCUGGAAUCCUGUGACCCCUCUGUGCCCAGAGCCCCAUGAUGUCGGCCAACGUCACGCUGAAGCCGCUCUGCCCCAUCCUAGAGCAGAUGAGCCGUCUCCAGAGCCACAGCAACACCAGCAUCCGCUACAUCGACCACGCGGCCGUGCUACUGCACGGGCUGGCCUCGGUCCUGGGCCUGGUGGAGAAUGGACUCAUCCUCUUCGUGGUGGGCUGCCGCAUGCGCCAGACCGUGGUCACCACCUGGGUGCUGCACCUGGCGCUGUCCGACCUGUUGGCGUCUGCUUCCCUGCCCUUCUUCACCUACUUCCUGGCCGUGGGCCACUCGUGGGAGCUGGGCACCACCUUCUGCAAACUGCACUCCUCCAUUUUCUUUCUCAACAUGUUCGCCAGCGGCUUCCUGCUCAGCGCCAUCAGCCUGGACCGCUGCCUGCAGGUGGUGCGGCCGGUGUGGGCACAGAACCACCGCACAGUGGCGGCGGCUCACAAAGUCUGCCUGGUGCUCUGGGCGCUAGCGCUGCUCAACACGGUGCCCUAUUUCGUGUUCCGAGACACCAUCUCGCGGCUGGACGGGCGCAUCAUGUGCUACUACAACGUGCUGCUCCUGAAUCCGGGGCCUGACCGAGACGCCACGUGCAACUCGCGCCAAGCGGCCCUGGCCGUCAGCAAGUUCCUGCUGGCCUUCCUGGUGCCGCUGGUGAUCAUCGCCUUGAGCCACGCGGCCGUGAGCCUGCAGCUGCACCACCGCGGCCGUCGGCAGCCCAGCCGCUUCGUGCGCCUGGUGGCGGCGGUCGUGGCGGCCUUCGCGCUCUGCUGGGGGCCCUACCACGUGUUCAGCCUGCUGGAGGCGCGGGCGCACUCCGACCCCGGGCUGCGGCAGCUCGUGUGGCGCGGGCUGCCCUUCGUCACCAGCCUGGCCUUCUUCAACAGCGUGGCCAACCCGGUGCUCUACGUGCUCACCUGCCCCGACAUGCUGCGCAAGCUGCGGCGCUCGCUGCGCGCGGUGCUGGAGAGCGUGCUGGUGGACGACAGCGAGCUGGGUGGCUCGGGCAACAGCCGCCGCCGCCGCCGCCGCACGCCCUCCACCGCUCGCUCGGCCUCCCCUCUCGCGCUCCACAGCCGCCCCCAGGCCUCGCGGGGCCCGACGCGCCUCCUCGGCUGGCUGCUGGGCGGCUGCACAGCGUCCCCGCAGAGGAGCCCCCGGGACCGGGCGCCGAGCAACGCCUCGAGUUAGAACCCCGUCCGGGCAGGGCAGCGCUCACGCGCGAAAGCAUCACCAGGACGCCGCGGUUCGACUUGAUACCCGGACUCCAGCCGCGGAGAUCAAAACGUCCGAGGGGCGGGACCCAGGUGUCCACAUUUUAAAGCGCCUGGGGAGACUGAAUUUUUUUUUUUUUAAGAAACAGUGAGUUAAAGGAGUGCAUCUUGAGCUUUGAUGCGCCUGUGAAUCACCGAGGGGUCUUGUUAAAGUGCAGUCUGAUUCAGGGGGCCGGGCCGGUGCUCAGAGUCUGCACUUCACAAGAUCCCAGGCCGCGAAGCCAGGGCCGCAGGUUCCCAGAGGCCUGGAGUAACGCAAAGUGAAACUCCUAAUAAUGACUUCCCAGACUAGGGCAGUGGAGUCGGAAGGGCACUCCGGGUGCGUCUCCCUGGAGCUCAAUUUUAACAGAUGAUGGGGUGGGGUUUUACCUGAAACGGGAUACAUGUGUUUUUGAAGAGAGGAAAGCUUUGAGAAGCACAGGUCGAGCCUGCCCUCUGCAUUUAGCCAACGUUUACUGUGCUAGAUGCUUUAUUCCACAAUCUUAAGGGACAGCUUCUAUUAGCGUCUUUACAGCUGAGCACACUGCGGCUCAGGAGGUUAACUGGCUUGCCCAGUUUCAGGGCUAGAGAAACUCGUAACCUCAGGCAUCACUUGCUCAAUUACCCUCCGGUGAUCGAGGACAUCCUCUGAGCUACUUGAGGGACUUAAGACGCUACCUCGUGACCCAUCACUGCCCAAGGUACUUCCAAGGCAGAAGCAGGGGAUGCCAGGGUCAAUCUCUCGGGAAACCUGGGGCUAAUCAAAUCCAACGGGCAAAAUGACUAAACGUCUUUGGUCUUUAGAAUUCGAAUGGGCACAGCAGCUCUGAGACCACAGCAUGUCAUUUCUUAGCCAAGCUGACCAGAAUUCCCUGCAGGCCUGCUGUUCUGUGGGAUCCCUCUGGACAGUGGUAAUCCCAAGAUCUGUGCAGCCCCCAUCUCUAGCACGCACUGGGCUGCGCAGCUACCAUUUCCCAUUUGUGGGUAGGAGGGGUAACUUGCAUCUCUGACCUGGCACUUCCACUGCACCGCGUCUCAUUCCUCUGUCUGCCACGGACUUGAGGUCAGAGACUGCUGUGUUGUAGCUCUGCAGCCCAGGACUGACAGAGUUGGUGCCAAUGAAUGUUGCAGGGUGGAUGAAACAUCAGUGAAAAAAGCAGAUGAGAAGCUCUGGGGAUCUUGGUUCUGUGUUUUUGUGCCACAAAAGGCCCAGGUCAUGGAAGGCCUGGCCCACAGCAGGUGUUCAGCAAAGGAAACAGUGAGGUGCCCAGCUGGCUGCACAGCCACCCCGUGUUGACAACUCGCUCAUGCUCCCUCCCAUCCCUUCCCCCUCACAGCACUUCCCCCAUCUGACAUGUGGUACAUUUUGCUUGUUUAUUAUGUUUUCUCUCCAUCAGAAUGAAAGCACCUUGAGGGCAGGGACUUUGUUCUACUGUAUGUAUUUGCUGGUGCCUAGGACUGUGCCUGUAGGCAACAGGCACUCAAUAAAUAUUUGUGCUGU